Molecule: messenger RNA, 1608 nt
Organism: Rhodotorula toruloides NP11
Lineage: Eukaryota; Fungi; Basidiomycota; Microbotryomycetes; Sporidiobolales; Sporidiobolaceae
Product: vacuolar fusion protein MON1
Exons: 7
Coding region: 1-1608 (535 amino acids)
Biological process (GO): protein targeting to vacuole; vesicle-mediated transport
Cellular component (GO): Mon1-Ccz1 complex; fungal-type vacuole membrane
Source: RefSeq, a predicted model, not a curated record
AUGCUGCGCGCCCAGCUCGCUCGUGCGCCGCCAUCGACCAUGUCCGUCGAACAACGAAGACGGGACGAGAUGGGGAAGGGGAAGGCUGUCGAGUUGGACGUUGAGGAGAAGGAGGUGGAGCUGCGGCCGACCAGCCGGGAGGAAGCUCUUGCAGAUAUGCCUCGGCGAUACUUCGUUUUGUCGACGGCGGGAAAGCUGGUCUAUACCUCUGACGACGACGAGGAAGCCGCUACGGGUCUUGUGGGCGUGAUGCAGGCCAUCAUCUCCAUCUUUGCGGACGAGGGUGACAAGAUCCGCUAUGUCGACGUCGGCCAAACGAAGAUCUCGUUUCUGCUGAAGCCGCCUCUUUACCUGGUCGUCGUUAGCUCGCACGGAGAACCGGAGAACAUCCUUCGAAUGCACCUUGACUACCUGUACCUUCAAAUGCUCAGCGUCGUCACGCUCGCGCAGCUGCAGGCCAUCUUUGCCAAGCGGACGAACUUCGACUUGCGGCGGAUGAUGGAGGGCACAGAACCGUUCUUCGACUCGCUCGUCUCGACGCUGCAGGUCUCCCUCCCCAUGCUCCUCUCCUCGAUAGAAGUCUAUCGGCUGCCGACACCGACACGAGAGGAUCUCGCUCGCGCACUCAACCCAGGUCGCGACGUCAUACGCGACCUGGACCUCCUCUACGUCCUGUUACUUGCCAAAGGUCGUCUCGUCACCCUGCUCCGCCCGAAAAAACACUCGAUUCACCCUACCGACCUCCACCUCCUCCUGUCAACGAUCUACGCCAAGCGCAAGUCGGCUUCGCCCAGCCCGUCAGCAACUCCGACGUUGAAUGGCGACCCUCCGCCUCCGCGUCCUCCGCGUUCCUCGCCCCUCCUCGAACCGGGCGCCGAGUCGUGGCUUCCAAUCUGCCUUCCCCGCUUCAAUCCUCGCGGCUUCCUUCACGCCUACAUCUCCUUCCUCGACGUCGGCUCGUCUGGGCGGUCUGCAGACGGCAGUUCGGCGGAACCACCAGAAGACGGAGUCGGGCUCGUCCUGCUCAGCUCGCAACGCGACUCCUUCCUCGGCGUCAAGGCUGCGGCAGAAGGCAUCAAAGCGCGUCUGCUCGCCUCGCCGUCGGCAACGUCUGCUGCGACAUCGUCUUCGACGCUACCACCACCGGCUCCGGAUGGCGGCCUCUUGCACCCGCUCCUCCUCUUUCGCGCUCGGCAGUCUUAUUCGCUCGGCGAGCUUGCCGUACCGGGUCUGCGACAUUUCGUCUACAAGGACAAGUCGAAGGUGCAGGUUACGAUGUGCGGUUGGGAAGGCGAGUAUGGCGGUGAGGAGGAAAGCGAGGGCGAAAAGGCGAGACGCAGGCUCAUCACGCUUUACCAGCACCUCCACACGGCUCUGCAUCCUCGACCGGCGGCGGCAGGAGCGCCAUCGCGACAGGCAGCGCAAGUACAGUACCUGCGUACCGAGCACGAAGCGGUUCUCGGCCGGAUCACGUCGUCCUUCGAGCUGUACCUCGCCACCGCGCCUUUGCUUCCUCAUUCGGCUGUCGUCAAUGCGGCCAGGUCUAUCAGCAAGUUCGUCGCCGGCAAGGAGAACGAGCUAUUCCUCUCGAACGCUCCGUCGUUCUGA